This is a messenger RNA of Xenia sp. Carnegie-2017, 367 nucleotides long. RefSeq lists its product as uncharacterized. Bases 20 to 367 code for a protein of 115 amino acids. The record is from RefSeq and is a predicted model, not a curated record. The transcript is spliced from 2 exons. Lineage: Eukaryota; Metazoa; Cnidaria; Anthozoa; Malacalcyonacea; Xeniidae.
UACACAGGUUUCAUGUCCAAUGUGCCGCGCGCGUGAUAAGGCUGGGAACGAGCGACGGGAUAGUGAAAUAUUCAAAGCGAUACUCGGCGAUUUCAAAGAACAGAUUGGAACUGACGAUGUUGCAAAGGAUAAGCUUGUGGAGGAGUUAAGACAUGCGUUGAUCGCUGAUCAAGACGUAUUGGAGCAAAAGCAGUUCGUUUUGGACGAGAAGGAGAUAGAAAUACUCGCAAAAGACGAAGCUAUUGCUCGACUGGAAACGGAAAAUGCUGACUUGAUCAAAAAAUAUGAAUUAAUCAUAGCUGAUUCCAAUGGUCAAAUAACCUAUUUUAAACAAAAAGGUAUGACCCGCCGUGAUUGUAUGUCAUAG